GACAUUAGUAGUGUGGGACCAGUUAGCUUAACCAUCCCUCUCAGAACAGGAGCUACUCAGUGAUCACAAGAACAGCCAGGAUGCCACUUGAAUGGGUGAUACCAUGGCUCACCCUCUGCCUUGGACUAUCUGCAGAGGCCUCUGUAAUGGUUCAGGCGAUGACCAAAAUGCCAGUAAUUACAGAAAUGACUCACUCUCACGACCAGUACUGCAGUACAUGGGGAAAUUACCAUUAUAAGACCUUCGAUGGAGAUUUCUUCCAGCUCCCCUACACUUGCAACUACCUCCUUGUGUCCCAGUGUAAAGACAACUAUGAGGAAUUCAAUAUUCAGCUCCAACGGCAGGAGAUAGAUGGGGUGACCACCAUCAAGAAGGUCACUAUGAAAUUGAGUGGGGUCAUUGUGGAAUUAGCAAAGACUUCCAUCAAAGUCAAUGAGAAAUUUGUCACUAUACCAUUCAGCCAGGUUGGCAUUUCAAUUAGAAGAACUGUCUCCUAUGUCAAAAUCAAGGCAAAGCUGGGUUUGGUCAUCAUGUGGAAUGAAGAAGACUCCCUCUGGGUUGAGCUGGAUAAAAAAUUCAAGAAUCAGACCUGUGGCCUGUGUGGUGACUUCAACGGAGUCCAGAUUUAUGAUGAGUUCAUCAAAUCAGGGGUUUCUAUAACUCCUGAUAAUUAUGGGGAUGUUUGGAAAGUCAAUGGUCCUACUGAAAGCUGUGAAGAAAUCCCUACAGCCACACAGACCUGUGCAAAUCAGAAAGACCUCUGUGAGACCCUGCUGUCAGAACCUGCAUUCCUCAGCUGUCAAGACCUGAUGGAUACUGACUCCUUCGUCAAAGCCUGUAUGAAGGACCUGUGCUACUGUAACAGCAGCAGUACUUCAUGCUUGUGUUCAACCAUAUCAGAGUAUUCCCGCCAGUGCGCUCAUGCAGGCGGGAAACCACAGCAAUGGAAGACCGCACAGUGUGCAAAAACAUGCCCUUUCAACAUGGAGUAUAAGGAAUGCGAUAGUCCUUGUAUUGACACCUGCAGCAACCCCCAGAGAAGCCAUGUGUGUGACGAUCACUGCGUAGAUGGAUGCUUCUGUCCAUCUGGGACUGUCUUUGACGACAUAACACGAAGUGGGUGUAUUGCUGUUGACCAGUGCUCUUGCUUACACGACGGCAAUCCAUACAAACCAGGGGAAUCAUACUCAAGUCCAUGUAAACAAUGCACCUGUACCCAGGGUCAUUGGAAAUGUAAGGAUACAGACUGUCCUGGUAUCUGCUCCGUACUGGGUGGCUCCCACAUCUCCACCUAUGAUGAUAAAACAUAUACUUUCCAUGGAGACUGCUCUUAUGUCCUCUCCAAGGAAACUAAUGGGACAUUCAGUGUCCUUGGUGACCUGGUCAAAUGUGAAAAAUCAGAUAAAUCAACUUGCCUUGCUGCAGUCACUGUACAGCUGCCUAAUCAAAUGAUGAUUGUAGUUGAAGCCAACGGACAGGUUUUUUAUAACAAACUAUUCUCUCAACUGCCUCUUUUCAUGGAUAACAUCACAGUCUUCAGUCCAUCGACAUUCUUCAUUGUAAUUUACACCACCUAUGGGCUUAAUCUUGAGAUUCAGCUCACACCCAUUAUGCAAGUCUACAUCAAAGCCAGUGUUUCCAAUAAAGGAAAACUCAGCGGCCUUUGUGGAGAUUUUAAUGAUGUGGAAGUUGAUGACUUCAGAACCACAAAUGGAUUGAUUGAGGGAACGGCUGGGACAUUUGCUAACACAUGGAAGACCAAGUCAAACUGCCCUGAUGUGACAACCACACAUAGGGACCCCUGCAUUUUGAGUGUAGACAAUGAGAAAUAUGCCAAACACUGGUGCUCCAUGCUGUCAGACCCAGAAGGGAUUUUCUCUCAGUGCCAUUCUACAAUAAACCCAGGAGACUAUCAAGCUUCUUGUAUUUAUGACACCUGCAUCUGUGAAAACAGUGAGGAGUGCAUGUGUGCUGCCAUAUCCUCCUAUGUCCACGCAUGUGCUGCUGAAGGUGUCUUAAUGGAUGGAUGGAGGGACACCACGUGCCAGAAAUACACGGAUGGCUGCCCUUCUACUUUUGUGUAUGGCUACCAAAUGACAAGCUGUGGUCGCACCUGUCGCUCUCUUAGUCAGUCAGACUCAACAUGUGAGGUUGAAUUUACCCCGCUUGAUGGCUGCGGCUGUGCUGAAGGAACUUACCUAAAUGAGAAGGGAGAGUGUGUGUCAGCCUCACAAUGCCCCUGUCAUGUGGGAGACACUGUGCUACCCCCCAGGCACAAUGCCAUGGUCCACGGACAAACUUGCUCCUGCUACAGUGGAGUACUAAGCUGUUCAGGAACCCCCAUAAGUGAAUCAUGCACCAAUCCAAUGGUUUUCUUCAACUGCUCAAACGCAAAGCCAGGUGUCACAGGAUCCGAGUGCCAAAAAAGCUGCCAAACACUGGACACAGAAUGCGUCAGUGCACAGUGUAUGUCAGGCUGUGUAUGUCCUGCUGGCCUGCUGUCAGAUGGUAAGGGAAACUGUAUUGAGGAGGAGCACUGCCCCUGCACAUAUAAUGGAGAAUCCUAUAAUUCUGGACAGACUGUCACUGUGAACUGCAAUACCUGCACUUGCAAAAGCAGAAAAUGGGAAUGUACAGAUCAAGAGUGUGAUGGAACCUGUACCAUAUAUGGAGAAGGGCAUUACAUCACUUUUGAUGAAAAGAAAUUCUCCUUUAAUGGGGACUGUGGCUACAUCUUCACUCAGGAUUACUGUGGGGACGAUAUGACUGGCACCUUCAGGGUCCUGACUGAGAGCAUCCCAUGUGGAACAACUGAAAGCAUCUGCUCCACUGCUAUCAAGCUCUACUUAGGGAACAAUGAAAUCAUUCUUUCAGAUGAAAAUAUCAGAGUUAUCAAACAAAGCAAAGGGAAGGACAUACCCUAUAAAGUCCACACUAUGGGUAUUUAUCUUGUCAUUGAGGCAAAUAAUGGUCUUGUUCUCAUUUGGAAUAAGAAGACAACACUCAUGAUCAAACUCAGCUCUAUAUUCAAGGGAAAAGUCUGUGGUUUGUGUGGGAAUUAUGAUGGGAAUAUCAAGAACGAUUUCACCACCAGAAACAAAGAAGUUGUGGUUGAAGCCCUUGAGUUUGGAAACAGCUGGAAAGUGUCACCUACCUGCCCUGAUGCAAAUGCACUAAAAAAUCCCUGCAGUCUGUACUCAUACAGGCAGGCAUGGGCAUUAAAACACUGCAGCAUUGUCAACAGUGAAGUAUUUGCUAGUUGCCAUUCAAAGGUGGAUCCAAAAAACUAUCAUGAUGCCUGUGUGAGUGACACAUGUGCCUGCAACACAGGAGGAGAUUGUGAGUGUUUUUGCUCAGCUGUAGCAGCCUACGCAGCAGCCUGUAACAAGGCCGGAGCCUGCGUGAAAUGGAGAACUCCCACAAUCUGCCCUCUGUUCUGUGAUUUUUACAACCCUGAUGGAGAGUGUGAAUGGCACUAUGAGUCUUGUGGAAAACCAUGCAUGAAGACAUGCAGGAAUCCCUCAGGAAUGUGCUACAAUCAAAUUCCAGCAUUAGAAGGCUGCUAUCCAAGUUGCCCGCCUGAACGCUCUUAUUUGGAAGAAGUUACCAUGAAGUGUGUGUCAAAGGAAGAAUGUGGCUGCUAUGAUAACGAAGGGAAACAUUAUAAAGACAAGGAGACUAUACCUACAGACACCAUCUGUUACAAGUGUUCUUGUUCUUCAACCAAGGUGGAGUGCAUCUAUGAUGAAGAUUGCCCUUGUUUCUAUGAAGGACGUGUAUACAAGAAAGGAGAUAUAGUCUAUGAAACACAUGAUGGAGAUGGAACCUGUUUCAUUGCUGUUUGUGGAGAAAAUGGAAUUAUUAUGAGAAUCAUGAAGGAAUGCCCUACAACCACCCCGAAACCAACAACAACAGUCUUUAUUUUUCAAACAACGACAACCACAGGAAAUACCAUCGCAACAACAACUAUAACGUCUUCCACUCCAAGUGUUACAAGUGAAGCUGUAACAACCAUUCAGACCUUCUCAACACCAGGUUCGACAAGGUCUACAACAACAGAAGUACCUACAUCCUCAAUCACCAUCUCUACAAUCCCUGACUGCUUUGUUUGUCAGUGGUCAGGUUGGAGCAACAAUCAUUACCCUGACAGUGACCCUGACACUCCAAAUGGUGGAGACUAUGAAACCAUUGAAAAAAUUACUGACCCAGAUUUGAGUGUUUGCAGAAAACCUCUGGAAAUAGAAUGUAGAGCAAAGCAAUACCAAGAUGUGACUUUGAAUGAACUAGGUCAAAACGUAACAUGCGAUCCAAAAGUUGGAUUGAUCUGUCAUAACAAAGACCAAGGUCUACUUUCUAUUUGUUAUGACUAUGAAAUACUGGUCAAAUGUUGCGUUUACACUUGUGAGACUACAACAACAAUUACACCAUCACCAACAACAACAACCUCUGAAAAACCCACCACUUCAGCAACAACAGAAAUUGCAACCACAGGAUUCACAGAAACGCCCAUUACUACUGCUCUUCCAACAACUGGUAAACCCACCACAACAACCACAAUCACAGAAAAACCCACGACAACCACACAAAAUCCCACCACCUCAUCAACGACAGAAAAGGCAACCACAGGAUUCACAGAAACGCCCAUUACUACUGCUCUUACAACAACUGGUAAACCCACCACAACAACCACAAUCACAGAAAAAUUCACGACAACCACAGAAAAUCCCACCACCUCAUCAACAACAGAAAAGGCAACCACAGGAUUCACAGAAACGCCCAUUACUACUGCUCUUACAACAACUGUUAAACCCACCACAACAACCACAAUCACAGAAAAACCCACGACAACCACAGGAAAGACCAUCACAAUAACAACUCUAACAUCUCCCACUGCAAGUGUUACAACAAGGUCUACAACAACAGAAGUACCUACAUCCUCAAUCACCAUCUCUACAAUCCCUGACUGCUUUGUUUGUCAGUGGUCAGGUUGGAGCAACAAUCAUUACCCUGACAGUGACCCUGACACUCCAAAUGGUGGAGACUAUGAAACCAUUGAAAAAAUUACUGACCCAGAUUUGAGUGUUUGCAGAAAACCUCUGGAAAUAGAAUGUAGAGCAAAGCAAUACCAAGAUGUGACUUUGAAUGAACUAGGUCAAAACGUAACAUGCGAUCCAAAAGUUGGAUUGAUCUGUCAUAACAAAGACCAAGGUCUACUUUCUAUUUGUUAUGACUAUGAAAUACGAGUCAAAUGUUGCGUUUACACUUGUGAGACUACAACAACAAUUACACCAUCACCAACAACAACAACCUCUGAAAAACCCACCACUUCAGCAACAACAGAAAUUGCAACUACAGGAUUCACAGAAACGCCCAUUACUACUGCUCUUCCAACAACUGGUAAACCCACCACAACAACCACAAUCACAGAAAAACCCACGACAACCACACAAAAUCCCACCACCUCAUCAACGACAGAAAAGGCAACCACAGGAUUCACAGAAACGCCCAUUACUACUGCUCUUACAACAACUGGUAAACCCACCACAACAACCACAAUCACAGAAAAAUUCACGACAACCACACAAAAUCCCACCACCUCAUCAACAACAGAAAAGGCAACCACAGGAUUCACAGAAACGCCCAUUACUACUGCUCUUACAACAACUGGUAAACCCACCACAACAACCACAAUCACAGAAAAACCCACGACAACCACACAAAAUCCUCCCACCUCAUCAACGACAGAAAAGGCAACCACAGGAUUCACAGAAACGCCCAUUACUACUGCUCUUACAACAACUAAAAAAGCCACAACAACCCCUGAAGUUGUUACAAAUACAGUGGUUACAACAGCAUUAACACGACAAGUGGUUAGUAAUAACACAACACACACAACAGCCACAGAAAAAUCCACCACAUUCACAAAAAAACCCACGACAACCACACAAAAUCCCACCACCUCAUCAACAACAGAAAAGGCAACCACAGGAUUCACAGAAACGCCCAUUACUACUGCUCUUACAACAACUGUUAAACCCACCACAACAACCACAAUCACAGAAAAACCCACGACAACCACACAAAAUCCCCCCACCUCAUCAACGACAGAAAAGGCAACCACAGGAUUCACAGAAACGCCCAUUACUACUGCUCUUACAACAACUGGUAAACCCACCACAACAACCACAAUCACAGAAAAACCCACGACAACCACACAAAAUCCUCCCACCUCAUCAACGACAGAAAAGGCAACCACAGGAUUCACAGAAACGCCCAUUACUACUGCUCUUACAACAACUGUUAAACCCACCACAACAACCACAAUCACAGAAAAACCCACGACAACCACACAAAAUCCCACCACCUCAUCAACGACAGAAAAGGCAACCACAGGAUUCACAGAAACGCCCAUUACUACUGCUCAUACAACAACUGGUAAACCCACCACAACAACCACAAUCACAGAAAAAUUCACGACAACCACACAAAAUCCCACCACCUCAUCAACAACAGAAAAGGCAACCACAGGAUUCACAGAAACGCCCAUUACUACUGCUCUUACAACAACUGGUAAACCCACCACAACAACCACAAUCACAGAAAAAUUCACGACAACCACACAAAAUCCCACCACCUCAUCAACAACAGAAAAGGCAACCACAGGAUUCACAGAAACGCCCAUUACUACUGCUCUUACAACAACUGGUAAACCCACCACAACAACCACAAUCACAGAAAAACCCACGACAACCACACAAAAUCCUCCCACCUCAUCAACGACAGAAAAGGCAACCACAGGAUUCACAGAAACGCCCAUUACUACUGCUCUUACAACAACUAAAAAAGCCACAACAACCCCUGAAGUUGUUACAAAUACAGUGGUUACAACAGCAUUAACACGACAAGUGGUUAGUAAUAACACAACACACACAACAGCCACAGAAAAAUCCACCACAUUCACAAAAAAACCCACGACAACCACACAAAAUCCCACCACCUCAUCAACAACAGAAAAGGCAACCACAGGAUUCACAGAAACGCCCAUUACUACUGCUCUUACAACAACUGUUAAACCCACCACAACAACCACAAUCACAGAAAAACCCACGACAACCACAGAAAAUCCCCCCACCUCAUCAAUGACAGAAAAGACCACUCUUGAAACACCAACUGUAACACCAUGUUCCUGCAAGUACAUGGAUAAUAUUUUCUCUCCUGGUACCUUCAUGUACAAUAAGACUGAUGGAGCAGGCUGGUGUUUCACUGCAUAUUGCAAUUUGACAUGCAAUGUUGAGAAGCUUGCUAGACCAUGUCACUCUACUACUCCACCAACUCCUACCAGUACAAUUUCAGUAGAGAAGCCCAAGGAAAACUGUUCAUAUCUCAAUCCACCUAGAAAGCAUGGUGAGUCCUGGAGUUCAAACAAAUGCGCCACAGAAAAAUGUGACGAUGGAAGAGUAAUAACAGAACAUGUGUCAUGUAACUCAGUGACCAUGCCUGUAUGUGAAAAUGGGCAGCCACCAGUUAGGGUUUAUGAUAAAGCAGGCUGCUGUUUCCACUACGACUGCAGAUGUUUUUGCGGUGGCUGGGGAGAUCCUCAUUAUUUGACAUUUGAUGGCCAGUAUUACAGCUUCCAGAAAAACUGCACAUAUGUCUUGGUCAAAGAGAUCAUUCCUCGACACAAUUUUAAGAUUCUUAUCGACAACGAAAACUGUGAUGCCUCUGGAACUGUGACCUGUGCUAAAGCCUUGAUCGUGUAUUACAAAAACUAUGAAGUUAUUCUUACACAGAAGAGAACCCCAAAGACUGUGAACAUGGUGUACGUCAACAGAAAGCAGGUAUUGCCAACCUACUCUAAUGAUGACUUCACCAUAACAAGUACAGUAAUUGAGCUGCUUUUGAAAAUCCCGGCAAUUGAAGCAGUUGUGACGUUCAAGGGGCUUUUAUUCAACGUUGACUUGCCAUUUUCCCUUUUCCACAACAACACAGAGGGACAGUGUGGUACCUGUGACAAUAACAGGAAAAAUGACUGUAGAUUACCAAAUGGCCAGAUUAAUCCCUCGUGUUCUGAGAUGGGACAGUGGCAUGUACAAGAUGACAAUAAGCCAUAUUGUGAGAAGCCACCGACACCGCCACCGCCACAGCGAUCAACAUCACCACCGACACCAACACCGCCAUCAACAUCACCACCGACACCAACAUCUACAAGAGGCUGCAAACCUGAUAUUUGUGAAAUUUUGAACAGCAAGGUGUUUGAGGAAUGCCACAAAGUAAUCGCACCAGAACCCUUUUAUGAGGCCUGUAAAUUUGAUGUUUGCCGCACAAAUUCCACCGUCGGUUGUUCCAGUCUGGGGGUGUACGCCUUGAUGUGUGCUCAAGCGUCUGUCUGUGUAUCCUGGAGGGGUGCUACAAAUGGAGUGUGUGAGUAUAAAUGUCCAGAAAAUAAAAUCUACAAGCCUUGUGGACCAACUGUUUUACAGACUUGCAAUGCAAGAUACAAUGAGAAGUAUACACAACAAUGCCAGGGAGCAAUUGGCAGCGAAAACCAAGCUUGUAAUGAAUUCAUGGAGGGAUGUUUCUGCCCAGAGGGGAAGAUUUUGUUCAGUUCACAAUCUGACAUCUGUGUCUCCUCCUGUUGCACUGGACCUGAUGGCCAACCUAAAAACGUUGGUGAGACUUGGAAGAGUGGCUGUCAGCAGUGUAACUGUAAUAAGGACACUAUGAGUGUUCAGUGUGAGCCUCUCACAUGUCCCACUCCAGAACCAAUAAUCUGUCCCAAGGAAGGUGAGGUGUUGGUGAACCGCACAGUGGACUGCUGUAACAGACUGACAUGUGAAUGUGAUAAGAACCGCUGUUUGUUGCCAACACAGUGCAAACUGGGAUUUGAGUUGGAGAUCCACAUCUCAAAUGAGAGUUGCUGCCCCUCUUAUCACUGCGUACCCAAAGGCGUCUGCAUCUUCAAUGAUACUGAGUACAAGCCCGGUAUGGAUUUCUCCAAAAGCCCAUGUGAACUAUGCCGCUGUACUGAAACUCAGGAUCCCAAGAGCAUGUUGAAUGACAUUGAAUGUCAUCUGAUACAGUGUAAAACACUGUGUGCAGAGGGCUAUGUGUAUGAAAACCAACCUGGACAAUGUUGUGGAUCGUGUAAAAAGACAAGUUGUGUUUUGGAAGUCCCAGGCUUCACUUCUCCGAUCAUUAUUGAACCUUCUCAGUCUUGGUCACCACCAAAUGACAACUGUAUCACGUAUGACUGCCAGAAGGUGAAGGAUGAGUUCAUAACCUCUAAACACCAAGUAACAUGUCCUGAAUAUGAUCCAAAGAACUGCGUUCCUGGAACUGAACAAAGUGACAAGAACGGUUGUUGCAAAACUUGUACCCCUCGUCACAACUGUCAAAUGAACAGGACCACCACCUAUCUGCAGACAAAGAACUGCAAGUCAGUUGUGCCAGUGGAAAUCACAGCCUGUGAGGGAUCCUGUGGAGCAUCCUCAUCAAUGUACUCCGCGGAGAACAACAGAUUGAUGCAUUCAUGCUCAUGCUGUCAAGAAAUGGCCACCAGUAAGAAGGAGGUGAAGAUGAUCUGCACCGAUGGCAGGAAGACAAAGCACACCUACAUUUCAGUUGACCAGUGUGGUUGCCAAGUCGCUGAAUGUCCUAAGAACACCAGUGAUUCUAAAGAAAACUAAGUUUAAAUGAAAUUCUGACUAUUAUACUUUUAGAGACCAUUAGAGAAUCAAGACUCAAUAUGUGAAGACAACCAAAGAUACAUGUCUAUGUAUUCAGGUGCCCCAAAUAAGGGCAAAUAAGUUAAACCUUUUAAACAGCAGAGAUGUUAUGGUCUGAAAGUUCCUACACCUCUGGAAAUUGGCUCUGUGUACUCUGACAAUACUUGUCAUCACUUUCUCAUUUAUUGGCAUUGGGCAUGUCCGCAUAGUGCCCCAUGAUGACAGCACAUAUUUGUGUCAUGGUGGCUCUUUUAGCUUUUGAAGAGGUAGUUCCUUUAUAUAAACUUUACAAUUUGGUGUUUUCAGUCUUAGAGGGUGUUUCUUUUCAUUUUACUGUAAAUGUCUUAAGAGAUUAAAAGACACAAGAAAAGGGCUUAAAAAAUACAGUACAUUUUAGCAAUGUGUUCACUGACUUGUUCUUUUCAAACUAUCCAACAUGUGAUUGUCUUCAAUGUCAUUAAAAACUCACAGGUUUACUGAU
Siniperca chuatsi (mandarin fish) is the source of this 10206-nucleotide messenger RNA. Its product is annotated as mucin-5B-like. Gene Ontology annotation, molecular function: protein binding. Lineage: Eukaryota; Metazoa; Chordata; Actinopteri; Centrarchiformes; Sinipercidae. The record is from RefSeq and is a predicted model, not a curated record. Gene Ontology annotation, cellular component: extracellular matrix.